UUGAGGUACAGUAGUGUUGCAUAUAAAAAAGGCACGGAAGCUAUUAUUAUGAUUUCAUUUAUAAUUGGCACUCAUACUCAAACCAGAAACCAAGCCUAAAUCCUUCUCUGCAAACCCAACAACUAGUAUAGUUCCAACCAAACAAGAUGGUUAAUGCUAAAUCCGAUGUACCCCAGAAGAGUGUCCUUCAAAUCAAGCAAGAUGACAAAUUCUUCUGCAGGCUACUUUCAAAGGAAAGUUCCAUGUCCAACCCAUCUUUCAGAAUAGCCCUUGCAGUGCCAUUUGUGUGGGAAUCUCAGCCAGGAACCCCUAAGUACACAUUCUCUGAGGACACUCUCCCUCCUCUAACUCCUCCACCUCCUUUUCACAUGAACACUAUCAAUGCCUUAAAAAAGAAAGAGAAGAAACGCUCAAAGUCCAACAUAUUGCUGACCAUGCUACCAAAGCUGAACCUCAAGAAGAUGAUUUUGUCAUCUUCAUACCCUUCAUGGUCAUCAUCAUCAAGCUCCUCCAAAGUUGUCCCUAUGGCCAAGUUUGGCAAGAAGAAGCUCUUAGGCUAUGGAUCAUCUAAUGAUAAUGAUCAAGGAGGUGGUUCUAGUUCACCCUCUUCCAAAUUGUGCUUUACCGUUCCUCGUGCCACUAGUUCAGACAGCAGGUUCUGAAUAAGUAUCUAAGGUAAUUAAGACUUGUCAUAAUUAUAGCUUGGCCUUGGAUCUGGAGUGGACAGCUAAUGUGCUGCUUAUAGUUUUUCUUUGUAAAUCUUUCUAGCUAUACUCUUCAUGUUUAGAGGAUAAUGUAUUUUAUAUGCUAGAAUUAUAUUGGUCUUGAGAGUUUUGUCCUCUCAAAUAACAAGCUUGCUUCCAAGGUGUGUGAUAGUGUAUCUUGAACAUUCUGUGUAGUUUGAACCGAUCAUAGUUCCUUUUUUUCUUUUUUAUUUGCUUAGAAUGUGCCAAAAAGAGAAUCGAGUAUAUUACUCUGUAGAACUUCAUAUUGAGCAAGAAAUGUGGUAUUGUUUCUUGUUA
This is a messenger RNA of Cajanus cajan (pigeon pea), 1022 nucleotides long. RefSeq lists its product as uncharacterized. NCBI's taxonomy places the organism in Eukaryota, Viridiplantae, Streptophyta, Magnoliopsida, Fabales, Fabaceae. The record is from RefSeq and is a predicted model, not a curated record.